GUCGUGUGCAGAUCGAGGAAGGAGCAUCACUCCGUAUCGAUCUCCUACGUGCUGAGGACCAAGGCUGGUAUGAGUGCCGUGUGCUCUUCCUCGACCGGCACAGCACCGACGCCGACUUCCAGAACGGUACCUGGAUCCACCUCACCGUUAACGCACCCCCCACCUUCCUGGAGACCCCCCCUGCAUUCGUGGAGGUACGAGACCAAGACACGCUGAGUCUUACUUGUACGGCUGUUGGCAACCCCCAGCCUGUUGUCAUCUGGAAGAGGAGUGACCUGGCUGUCCCAAGUGGGGACACAGUGCAGGUGAGGAAUGGGACACUGAGCAUCGCUGUAGUGGAACGUGCCAGCGCAGGCACCUACACCUGCCACGCAUCCAGCAAGGAGGGCACCAUCACCCACACCACCCGUGUGCUCGUGCAGGGGCCACCCAUCAUUGUGGUGCCACCUCAGAACAUCACUGUCAACAUCUCCCAAGAUGCCUUUCUGGCAUGCCAGGCUGAGGCUUACCCAGGAAACCUCACCUACACCUGGUUCCAGGGCAGCAGCAAUGUCUUCCACCUCAGUGGUCUCCAGGCUCGGGUCCGCAUCCUGGUAGACGGGAGCCUCUUGCUCCAGCAAACGACCCCGGAUGAUGCUGGCAAAUACACUUGUGUCCCCAGCAAUGGGCUGUGGAAGCCACCUUCUGCCUCAGCUUUCAUCACAGUGCUGUAUCCAGCACAGGUGACCACCAUGCUCCCAGAGACCCACCUACCCAAGGGGAUGCAGGGUGUGAUCCGCUGCCCUACCAGAGCCAACCCCCCUCUGCUCUCCGUCACCUGGACAAGGGAUGGGCAACCACUGGAGCUGGACAAGCUCCCUGGCUGGUCCAUGAGACCAGAUGGCUCCAUCGUCAUUGCGACGGGGAACGACGACGCGCUGGGGGUGUACACGUGUACCCCCUACAACAGCUACGGCACCGCCGGCGAGUCCCAGCCCACACGUGUCCUGCUCAAGGACCCCCCUGCCUUCACGGUGCGCCCCAAAGAGGAAUACUUCCAGGAGGUGGGUCGGGAGCUGGUCAUCCCCUGUGCAGCCCGUGGAGAUCCCACUCCAACUGUCACCUGGCUGAAGGUGGGUAGCACUGGGAAGAGCAGUGCCCAGGUGGAUGGGAAUGGCAGCCUCAUCUUCCACCCACUUGUCAAGGAGCAACACGGGGUCUGGGAGUGCACAGCUACCAACCAGGUGGCCAGUGUCAGCACCACCACCUCUGUCCAUGUGCUGGGUACCAGUCCUCAUGCUGUCACCAACGUCUCUGUGCUUCCACUCCUGCUGGCAGCCAACAUCUCCUGGGAGCCAGGGUUUGAUGGGGGCUUUUUCCAGAGGUUCAGCGUCUGGUACACACCACUGGUGAAGCAUCCACCCCGAGUCCAUCGUGACUGGGUGUCACUCUCUGUGCCAGUGGGGGCUCAACAUCUCUUGGUGGACAAUCUGCAGCCAGAUGUGAGCUACCAGUUCAGCGUCCUGGCCCAGAACAAACUGGGCAGUGGCCCCUUCAGCCAGAUUGUCACCUCUGUCCCCAAGGGCUUCCCAGUGACCACAGUGCCUCCAGAGCCACCAGCCAUGACCAUGAGCAUCUUCCUGUCCCCGCCACAGGCUCUGACCGCCAACGAGACUGUGCGUGGGGUCCUGCUGCAGUGGGAGCCCCCAGCUCAGUUCUCAGUGGCACUGAGUGGCUACGGGCUGGAGCUACGACAGGACAAGGGCAGUUGGGAGGUGCUGGAUCGUUCCAUCCCCAGCACGAAGACCCAGGUCCUGGUGCCUGGACUCAUCAAGGACGCCUUCUAUGAGUUCCGACUGGUGGCCUUUGCUGGCAGCUACAUCAGUGAUCCCAGCAAUACAGUGAAUGUCUCCACAGCAGGCAUGGAGGUGUAUCCAUCUCGUACCCAACUGCCAGAGCUUCUGCCACAACCAGUGCUGGCUGGAGUCAUUGGGGGGAUCUGCUUCCUGAGCGUGGCUGUCAUCUUCAGCACCAUGGCUGCCUGCAUCAUGAACCGCCGGCGUGCCGCCCGCAUCCAGAAGCGAAGGCAAGAUCCACCACUCGUCUUCUCCCCCAGCAAGAAGCUUCUUCCUCCACA
This is a messenger RNA of Antrostomus carolinensis (chuck-will's-widow), 2116 nucleotides long. RefSeq names its product immunoglobulin superfamily member 9 (gene IGSF9). Gene Ontology annotation, molecular function: protein binding. NCBI's taxonomy places the organism in Eukaryota, Metazoa, Chordata, Aves, Caprimulgiformes, Caprimulgidae. The annotation marks the transcript as partial. The transcript has 15 exons. The record is from RefSeq and is a predicted model, not a curated record. Gene Ontology annotation, biological process: cell-cell adhesion.